AUGUCACAAAAUUCACAACAAGCGAAUAAAAAAUGGGGAGUGGGAUCCUUUUUCCAGCAAGCAGUGGCGGGUGUUGAGUCUCGGUUGGACCACAUCUUGAUGGAAGAGGAGGCGUCGCAGAACGGUUCAACAGCCAAGUCUUCUGAUGCCCAAAGUGCAGAAGCACCUGAAAUUACUAAAAAGACCCCUGCUGCUCCUGUAUCCCGCAGUGCAUCGACUGCGCGCAGAAAUGACCGACUUCAGGAGCGGCUCGCCCGCGCCAUGGUGAAAUCAAAUGCUUCAAACCUCGCUUCGCAGUCUCCCCAAAGCCAAAUUUCAUCACCGCCUGCCAGUCCGGUACCCGGAAACGGGGCCCGGUCUAGUAUGGACAUCGAUUCUAAUAUUGCAUCGAACGCGAGCGUGGGGGAUGACUCUAAUAUUUCCCGGCCCAAUGAACAGAGUACUCUUAGUGGACUGGAUUCCCUGAGAAUGAGCUUCGACUCUGGGGUUUCAUCGCACGUUUCUGCGGAUGUUAGCGUAACGGACUCCGCGCCCAGAGACUCUGUAGAUGUGGCCCAGUCGGCAAUGGACUCAGAAAGACCAAGUCAGGAUUUAUCGGAAUCUCAACGCAAUGAGACACUCAGUGUUGUUAAUUUGGGUGACAGCCCACGCGUUAGCGUUGAAGUGCCUUCAGAGACACCAGAUGAAGCCCGGAACCCGGAUGUUGCUCGCCUGCAGGCUGAUCACAAAGCGGCCGAGUCCCAAUGGCAAGAAGAAAUGCACGGCUAUAUUGAACGCAUCGACGCAUUGCAGUCAAAGCUUAAGUAUUUGGCCAAAGAUGCUGCAGAAUCCGCUAAGAAUGCUGCAGCAAGCGCUACUCCAGGCAGCACACAGAAACAGCUGUUGGAGAAGGAUGAGAAAAUUGCAUUGCUCCUUGAAGAAGGCCAAAAGCUUUCCAAGUCGGAAAUGGACCACCGAACUGUGAUCAAGAAACUCCGUCAGCAACUUAACGACAACAACAAGUCUCAAUCAGAAAUGAAGAAAAAGACGGAGAAACUUGAGCGUGAUUUGGUCAAUUCUGAAGCCCGAGCUAAGCGUGCAGAGGCUGCAGAGAAAAGGGCAACUGAGUCUUUGUCGUCUCAGUCGAAAUCAAUUAAAGACCUGGAAGCCGUUACGAAUGAGCGCAACGCGCUUGCGCAGACUGUCCAAGAGAUCAAGUCACAACUAAACCGAGCCAACUCGCGUGCUGAAGCUGUCGAGACCAAAGCAAACUCUGACGCCCUGGAGCAAGAGAAGCACCGAGUGACCGAAAUAGAAGAGGAGCUAUCUAAUUUGAAGAUAGAGCGUGACAUUAGCGAAGAAAAAUCCAAGAAAGAGAUUACUGAGCUCAAGGUAAAGAUGGAACAAGAAAAGGAGAGAGCUCGGAUGCUCGAAGCAGAGUUGAAGGGCGAGCAAUCCGUUUUGGAGAGCAAGAUGGAAAGCCUUCGUUCCCGCGCAGAAGAAGCUUCAUCGGGAGCAACAGGGGAAACUCAAGCCAAACUUCUGCGCCAGAUUGAGACUCUGCAGACUCAAUAUGCGGUCGCUAGUGAAAACUGGCACACCCUUGAAGGCUCUCUGCUUUCCCGAUUGGCAAACGCGGAGAAGGAACGUGAUGACACAGCUCGACGUGAGAGCGACCUGCGGAAGAAGAUUCGGGAAAUGAAUCAGAAGCUCAAGAAGUUUGAAGAGGAUCUGGAUAACGCCAAGGAGGUGGAGCACGAUUUGGAGAGCAAGCUCGAUGAGCGCAUACAAGAGCUUCAGAAAAUGCAGCAGAAGCUCGAGAAAUCAGCAGAUGAGCUCACGUCAGCGCAAAAAGAUUUGGCCGAACAAAAGAAGACAUCCGAAGCUACCUUGGCGCAGAAGCUUGAGGACGAGCGGGCUAAAUGGAGGGACCAAAUUAAUUCGCCCUCCCAUCCGCGCGGAAUAUCUCCAGUCCCUUCCACACGGCGGUCAAGCACUCUUGACGCCAUGAACACGGUUCUUCCCGAUCUCCGUCCCCCUAGUCGGCGUUCGUCCAAUUUCCCCUUUGCAUCACCGGAAAUCGGCACACCACCCCGUCAGAACUCUUACCCUGCCUCUAUAACCCAGGCAACGCUCUCACCGCCGCACAUCAACACAAAUUCAUCAAUCUUAGAAGCUCCUUCUAUCAACUUCGAGCCGGACGAGUAUUUCGGAGAGUCUGGUACUCCUGCCACUCCGUCAGCGUAUGGGGGAACACAGGUACCGGCGCGUGGAAUCAACGACAUCAUAUCCGAAUCAACGACCGGUGCUGGUCCCUCCGUCCAGCUUGUUGAGCGCAUGAGUGCAACCGUGCGCAGGCUUGAGAGUGAGCGUGCUGGCUCCAAAGAUGAGCUGGCGCGCGUCACCACUCAGCGCGACGAGGCACGCCAGCAAGUCGUGGAUCUCAUGCGUGAGCUUGAAGAGAAACAACUUUCCUCUUCCCGCAUGGAAGAGCUCGAAGCUCAACUUGAAGAUCUCGAUCAGCGGUAUCAAACCACCCUAGAAAUGCUAGGCGAAAAGAGCGAGCAGGUCGAGGAGCUAAACGCUGAUAUCGCUGAUCUCAAGAAGAUCUACCGCGAGCUGGUCGACAGUACCAUGAAAUGA
Molecule: messenger RNA, 2622 nt
Organism: Penicillium antarcticum
Lineage: Eukaryota; Fungi; Ascomycota; Eurotiomycetes; Eurotiales; Aspergillaceae
Product: M protein repeat protein
Exons: 3
Coding region: 1-2622 (873 amino acids)
Cellular component (GO): Golgi apparatus; endoplasmic reticulum
Source: RefSeq, a predicted model, not a curated record